This is a messenger RNA of Nomascus leucogenys (northern white-cheeked gibbon), 1869 nucleotides long. RefSeq names its product T-box transcription factor 20 (gene TBX20). Gene Ontology annotation, cellular component: nucleus. NCBI's taxonomy places the organism in Eukaryota, Metazoa, Chordata, Mammalia, Primates, Hylobatidae. The record is from RefSeq and is a predicted model, not a curated record. Gene Ontology annotation, biological process: cell fate specification; positive regulation of DNA-templated transcription; heart looping. Gene Ontology annotation, molecular function: DNA-binding transcription factor activity, RNA polymerase II-specific; RNA polymerase II cis-regulatory region sequence-specific DNA binding.
GGAUCUCCGCCGCCAGCAAAUUAAGGCGCAGGGCAGCGAGCGCCAGGGCUCAGUGUCCGUAGUUCAGCGCCGCGCUCCCCACACCAGCGUCCUAGCAGCCGCGCUCGGCUGGUGGCCACCUCAGCCUGGGACAUCGCGGCUGUCCCCAGCCCCAGAGGGAGGAAGGACGCGGAGUGGAUGCUCCAGGACUCCAGGACUUUGUGCAGUUGAUGCUCGUUUCCGCCUUCGGGCUGUGCAGACUGUCGUCCUGCCGAGCGCCCCGGAGCGUGCGCACCCGCUGUAGUGCCGGGUGGGCCCUCUCCUCUCCGGCUGCCUUCGAAGUCUCUGCGGCUCUGGGGCUUUGCGGUGGGGAUAGAGGCCAGUGAGCAGCUCUGGAGAGGUUGGAGCUGACACUUCUGGAGUCCUGGCCCCGCUGUGACUGCUCUCGGAAACUUUGAGCUGUGUUUCGGGUCUUUGUCUCCCUUGGGGAAUCUGGACGGCAGUUCGGACGACCCCGUCCCUGGCCAGGACCGCGUGCUGGGGACCAUGGAGUUCACGGCGUCGCCCAAGCCCCAACUCUCCUCCCGGGCCAACGCCUUCUCCAUUGCCGCGCUCAUGUCGAGCGGCGGCUCUAAGGAGAAGGAGGCGACGGAGAACACAAUCAAACCCCUGGAGCAAUUUGUGGAGAAGUCAUCCUGUGCCCAGCCCCUGGGUGAGCUGACCAGCCUGGAUGCUCAUGGGGAGUUUGGUGGAGGCGGUGGCAGCAGCCCAUCCUCCUCCUCUCUGUGCACUGAGCCGCUGAUCCCCACCACCCCCAUCAUCCCCAGUGAGGAAAUGGCCAAAAUCGCCUGCAGCCUGGAGACCAAGGAGCUUUGGGACAAAUUCCAUGAGCUGGGCACCGAGAUGAUCAUCACCAAGUCGGGCAGGAGGAUGUUUCCGACCAUCCGGGUGUCCUUUUCGGGGGUGGAUCCUGAGGCCAAGUACAUAGUCCUGAUGGACAUCGUCCCUGUGGACAACAAGAGGUACCGCUAUGCCUACCACCGGUCCUCCUGGCUGGUGGCUGGCAAGGCUGACCCGCCGUUGCCAGCCAGGCUCUAUGUGCAUCCAGAUUCUCCUUUUACCGGUGAGCAACUACUCAAACAGAUGGUGUCUUUUGAAAAGGUGAAACUCACCAACAAUGAACUGGAUCAACAUGGCCAUAUAAUUUUGAACUCAAUGCAUAAGUACCAGCCAAGGGUGCACAUCAUUAAGAAGAAAGACCACACAGCCUCAUUGCUCAACCUGAAGUCUGAAGAAUUUAGAACUUUCAUCUUUCCAGAAACAGUUUUUACGGCAGUCACUGCCUACCAGAAUCAACUGAUAACGAAGCUGAAAAUAGAUAGCAAUCCUUUUGCCAAAGGAUUCCGGGAUUCCUCCAGGCUCACUGACAUUGAGAGGGAAAGUGUGGAGAGCCUGAUUCAAAAGCAUUCCUAUGCGCGCUCACCCAUCCGUACCUACGGAGGAGAAGAAGAUGUCUUGGGAGAUGAGAGUCAGACAACCCCAAAUCGAGGGUCAGCCUUUACAACAUCUGAUAAUUUGUCUCUCAGCUCCUGGGUAUCAUCUUCUUCCAGUUUUCCUGGGUUUCAGCACCCACAGUCCCUGACUGCUCUUGGCACCAGCACAGCAUCCAUAGCAACACCCAUUCCUCACCCCAUCCAGGGUUCUCUGCCACCAUAUAGCCGACUGGGAAUGCCUCUGACCCCAUCGGCCAUUGCCAGCUCCAUGCAAGGGAGUGGCCCCACAUUCCCUUCAUUCCACAUGCCGCGAUACCAUCACUAUUUUCAGCAGGGGCCCUAUGCUGCCAUUCAAGGACUACGCCAUUCCUCUGCUGUGAUGACGCCAUUUGUAUGA